Messenger RNA from Lates calcarifer (barramundi perch), 1419 nucleotides. It is a transcript of the gene rpa2, whose product is annotated as replication protein A2. The transcript has 9 exons. Gene Ontology annotation, molecular function: DNA binding. Gene Ontology annotation, cellular component: nucleus; DNA replication factor A complex; site of double-strand break. The coding region runs from base 146 to 973 and encodes 275 amino acids. NCBI's taxonomy places the organism in Eukaryota, Metazoa, Chordata, Actinopteri, Centropomidae. The record is from RefSeq and is a predicted model, not a curated record. Gene Ontology annotation, biological process: DNA replication; nucleotide-excision repair; double-strand break repair via homologous recombination.
GUUAUGCGCAUGCGUUGUAUAUGGAGUUUGGCGCGGGACCACUCAAGGAAGACGUCCAUAAAGCUGCGUGCAACUGUUGUCUCUGGCAGAAACUGUCAAUAACAUCUCAGAUUCUAUUUUAUAACCUUAAAUACAAACUGCCAGCAUGUGGAACCAGGGAGGGUACAGUGAGACCAGUACGGUGGGAGGUUACACUCAAUCCCCAGGAGGCUUUGCAUCACCUGCCUUAUCCCAGGGAGGAGACAAGAAAGGGAGAACUCGUGCAAACCAGAUAAUCCCCUGCACAGUGUCUCAGCUGAUGUCUGCUUCCCAGGCAGAUGAGGCCUUCAAAGUAGGAGAUGUGGAAGUUGCCCAGGUUACAAUUGUGGGUAUCAUCAGGAGCACAGACAAAUCCAUGACCAACAUCCAGUACAAGGUUGAUGACAUGACAGGCGCUCCCAUGGAUGUGAAGCAGUGGGUAGACACCGAGGACCCCAGUGUGGACAGCACAGUCCUGCCCCCAGGCACUUAUGUCAAAGUUUCUGGAAAUCUGCGCUCCUUUCAGAACCACAGGUCUGUCGUGGCGUUCAGCGUCAGACCCCUGGAGGACAUGAAUGAAAUCACCUCGCAUAUGCUGGAGGUUGUCCAGGCGCACAUGGUGCUUGGCAAACCUCAGUCCAUGUCAGGGGCUGGAGGAGGAACAAGCAGUAAUGUCGCACCUAUGUCACGGUCUGGCACGGACAACACGGGAGGGAGCUAUGCUGGUGCUAAUGACAUGGUUAACAAUGGGUUAAGUGCGAACCAGAAUCAGGUUCUGAGUUUAAUAAGAAGCUGCCAAGACGCACAGGGCAUCAGCAUCCAGGACCUAAAGCAGAGACUAAGUGGCAUGAGUCUGGCUGUUAUAAAGCAAGCAGUGGAAUUUCUAAGCAAUGAAGGUCACAUCUUUUCCACCAUUGACGAAGACCACUUCAAAUCAACAGACAGUGACGAUUAGACACUUCACCUCUCUAGCACCAGUGGGGCUGCUUGUUUGAAUUUAACCUAACACAAAUCAUUAGUAUAGGUUUUAUUAUUCAAAGGUAUAAACUAAGUUGCAACAUUUCUGACCUCCUCAGAGCCGUAGCACUGAAUCAGGUCCCGUGAGUCCUUCUCUGUUCAGUUGAAAAACGCUUGGUUUCAAUUUGGUGAGAUGCUUUGUUCACACAUCCUGUAUUCCUGAGGUUGCUUCUGCUAUUCUGCAGGUCCCAAAAGUGUUGCUGAUUAACAACCCGUUACUGGCAGUUAAUACACUUUUUCUCUAUUCUAUUUUCUCUUUCUUCUCUUUCCCCUCCUGUCCACUGCAAAGCAUUUUGUAAUUUUAAACAAACUGGGAACAUAAGCACUCAAUUUAUUUUUGUGUAUGUAACUUUUGACAAAAUUAAAAAAUAUAUGUACAAAAUA